This is a messenger RNA of Syzygium oleosum, 692 nucleotides long. RefSeq names its product jacalin-related lectin 3-like. Gene Ontology annotation, molecular function: carbohydrate binding. The transcript is spliced from 2 exons. The record is from RefSeq and is a predicted model, not a curated record. Bases 152 to 466 code for a protein of 104 amino acids. Lineage: Eukaryota; Viridiplantae; Streptophyta; Magnoliopsida; Myrtales; Myrtaceae.
UUAUGGGAGUUCUGAUUCCCAUCUUGAAUCUCUUGGAGCAUAUUUCGAACCAAUCUCUCAUCUAUAUCCGAUCGAGUUUAUUGGACCAUUUGGAGGCCAAGGUGGACACCAUUGGGACGAUGGAAAAUUUAAUGGUGUAAAGAAAAUAAGGAUGAUGCUAGAAGAUGUUGUCAGCUGCAUCUACUUUGAGUAUGACGAUAAUGGCGAGUCUAUUUGGUCCUCUACACAUGGUCACAGUGUCAAUGGAGAUAUCCAUAUGGUUAACUUGGACUACCCUCGUGAAUUCUUGACCUCCAUGUCAGGUUAUAUUAGACAUGAUAAUUCUGUUAUUCAAUCACUCACGUUCGAAAGCAACGUAAGAAGGCAUGGACCCUUUGGUAAGGACGAAGGAAGCUUCUUUAGCUGUGGAUUGACAUGCAGCCAGAUAAUUGGCUUCCACGGAAGGUCUGACGUACGUCCAACUUGAUGCGCUAGGAGUCUACUCUGAACCAAUUUCUGAUCUUCAUCUCUUGAAAUCCUUUGGGCCAUUUGGAGGACAAUGUGGCGGUCCAUGGGACGAUGGAGAUAGCACGGGUGUGAGAAAAAUAACUAUAAAAGGUGGAUUAGUUAUUGACUCCAUUACUGUUGAAUACGACAAGAAUGGGUCUGUGGUUCAGGGCCCUAAACAUGGGGGAGACGGAGGAUCUCUAACA